Molecule: messenger RNA, 690 nt
Organism: Wyeomyia smithii (pitcher-plant mosquito)
Lineage: Eukaryota; Metazoa; Arthropoda; Insecta; Diptera; Culicidae
Exons: 3
Coding region: 26-553 (175 amino acids)
Source: RefSeq, a predicted model, not a curated record
UCGAAUUGUUACACCUCAGUGAAAGAUGCUUCUGCUUUGGCUUCUGUUAUGCUGUGCGUUACAGCUAAUGUGGCGUGAUAUGACCACUACCAAUGGAGCAUCAUAUGAAGUUAAGAUUGAUUCCUUCGUGCCAGAUCCAAACUACGACAGAACGUCGGUCACUUUAAACACCAUCCGUGUCACCCGUCGAGGCCGCAACAACUACGUUAUUUCCGGUGAUGCCGAACUAUUUCAAAACUGGGGAAACGAAAACUUGGUGAAAUACGACAUAUCGAACUCCAAAGGAGUUCCCAUGAUUCGCGGAAGCCAACCUUUUUGUGAACUUUUCAAUUCGAAUAAUUAUUUCGCCUUGAAGAUACGCAACGCAUCAACCAUUCCGCCUGGGAAAUAUUGUCCACUACCGAAGGGCCGCUAUGAGAUCGUCAACUUCCAGGUCGAAGAUGGCGAACUGCCGUUGAUAGCGGUGAAGGACACGUACACCGCCGACGCUCGGAUGACUGCUCCCGAUGGCCAUAUGGUGUUGGCUUACAAAAUUAAUUUUUCAAUUAUUUAGAACAGAUGGUAAAGUUUUAAAAUAAUAAUUAUUGCAAAGGGCAGUGGAAAUAUAUCGACAUAUAUGAAAAUCAAGUCUGCCAUUUAAUUGCCUCAGCUGGUAAUUACCACAUCGAUACAAACAAAACAAUAAUUUCU